AGUCUUGCGGCAACGUUUGACGAGUGAACACACGCGGGAUCCCCACAAGUCACGUGAGCGGUUUUCGUCGCCGGGCAAAGAAAGUGCUGCCGAAAGAGGAAUAAACGAAUAACAGCAGAACGAUCGUGUGGUCGAUCAGCUGGUUCGUGAGGGAGGGAAAGAGUUCUACGCGAGUGAUUUUACGGGGCGUGCGGUGCGAUUUCCCCAUUAAUUAGAAGCCUCGGCCCAUGGGGAUGGGGAAGUGAGGCACAUCAAAGGCUACAUCCACAGAAUGGAAGAAAGUGCGCGGCCGAUUAAGUGCAAAAACGGCAUUAAAAUAUAAAAUAAAUCGAAUUAAGUAUGUUAAACGGCUGAUAAACGGGACGGCCUUAGAGGACUUGUUUGUUUGUAGGAGAUGUUUUUGCUCCGUUAAUGGUCGUUUGGAGGAGGAAGAAAUUGCCGCAUUAUCUUAAGACCCUUGGGGGCUGUUGCAGAAGAAGCAAGUUACUCGACGAGUGGAUCCACUCAUAGAUCGAGCCUACGGUUGAGCUUUUUUAUUAAAUAGAUAAAACGGGACAAGAACAAGCGAAUUAAACAAAUAUAUAUAUGCGGACAGUACAGCGGAUUGCCGUCGACUGACAGAGGGACAUAAGGUGCAGCAUAAAUUCUGUUUACGUGUGCAGUUACCCGAGGAGGACUGAAUGCCUUCUGAAUGGGCUGCCGCUGACGGGAUCAAAGUCCCUGAGGAGAAUCGGGGACUGGGUAAACAAUAAAUAACUUGUUCGGAAUAUUAAAAUGCUCCUCGGCUGGUUGGAAUCUUUACCGUAAGGCGAUCGUGUAAUGGUUUCUAUGAGUUUCAAAUACUAAUUUCCCGAAUGGGAAAGACUGAACGGUUCGGAAUAGGGAAGUGACCUCAUAAGAACUGUAUCUCAUAAAACGAAGAGAUUACAAUACAGCACCGGAGAGCGCCAGUGGAAUUCAACUCAUCAGCCAGAAGAACAAGAAGAAACUGCGCCCACGAGGAAGAGUUUGAAUCAGUGUUGACCGUAUCUCCCAUCUAUGGUGUGCUUUGCUCGUUGUGAUCCAACCCCGUUCUGGAAGCUCGGUGAAGGAAGAAAGAAGAAUUAGUUCUGCACCUGGGAAGGAAGAUUAUCUCCAACAACCCAUUUUACGACCUUCGGACGUGGGAUCGUUCAGCAACCGUCGUAAAGGUGUUCGCGAGCAGCAUCAAUUGGUGGUCGGUCGGUGUAAUCUCGUGCCAAAGUGGAUAUUUUGAUUGUUAUCGACAAAGUGCGGCAGCGGCGCUUCGGUGAGCUCCAAGUUGUUGCAAGCCGAAUGCUGAACGAUCAUCAUUUAUCAUCAAGUUAUGCAAACCGAAGGAUGAUCGUACUUUUCCCAGCCGCCCAUUGCAACCGUUCGCCACCAGUCUGCUCUAGAUAAAGUGCAACGCCCGUCACUGUCCAACCCAGCGACUAAAGCAGUCGCACCAUUUAGUGGCGGCUUCGCAAUAAACGCUAUCCGAUGCGGCUCCCGAAGUGCUUAUUGUAAGAAAACAAAACCAGAGCAAAAUGAAGUGAAGUGCGGUUGUAAAACAAAACUAUGUUUGUUCGGUUUGGGGCGAACAACGUCCGAAGUUGCUUGUUUUAUCUCCUGGUGCGUAAGUGAAAAUGAAGCAAUGAAAUAAGGCUCCGAUAGGGUCUCGGGUGAUUAAUGGAAUAGUGGCCGCGGGCAAGUUCUCACACUAGCCACCACCUCUAACAGCAAGCGACUCUAGGACCAUUCCACCGUUUGUGCGGUAUCAAGAUGAAGCAGUUCGCGGUAAAGCCACGUUCCGCGAGUAAGUGAGUGAAGAAGUGAGUUUACGCGGGUUCUUGGUUGUUUGCAAAGGAAGAAAGCUAAACGCGAAAAGAAAAAAAUACCUACUCUCUGGUGGUGCCCCAAAGCAAUCCAAAAAACCUCGUUGAUCGCGUGUGUGCCCAUUGGGUGAAAAAUCGUCAGUGCGUGAGAGUGUUGGUUUCCGCGAUCGUUUCCAAGGGAACUGGGCUGGAAAGCGUACCUACAAAGCAUCAACCCAACCAACGGCGAAGAAAAGGGUGGUUGAGAUUUCUCUUCUGGGCGACGAACAUCGUCUAAAGUCUGCUCCGAGGGUGAAAAGAAGCUACCAAGCUGGGUUGCUGUCGGCGCCGGAAGUUUCGUCGAGUGGAUAAAUAGUUUCCAAAUAAAUGAGCUAAAGAUGCCUUCCGGGUAUCGAGCGAAUGGGAUUAUUCAUCCUGCUAAUGGCCAUAUAAGUGAAUUUUCUGCAUACGACAACAAAGGAUUCCAAAGCAAUGGAGGUCCCAAAGUGCGAUCCUGGAUAAAUGGCACCGCGGAUCAUCAAUCGACGCUAUCCAGGCCACGUUCGACGGAAGUCAUAACCGCCAACGGACACAACGGAACCAUUCCAAAUGGCCGACCGCACAUUGGCGUCAACGGUGGUAUGAAUGGAUUAAAUGGAAUAAACGGUAUGAACGGUGGCCCCAAUGGGGUCGUCACCCGAGGACCCGGAGGAUUGCACGAAGAUCUAGAAUUUCCACCAACGACCAGAACCCUUUCGAAAAAGAAGCAGAUAGUUUGGAUGCGACCUCAUGACAUGUGUGCUCGCCCUCAGUUCCGACUAUCUCCACCGGGAUCACCAUUAUCGGCUCGGGAGCUCCCGGAACCAGUCGGACCAGGCGAUCCCAGCUUACUGGCAGCCUUGGGUUGCCUUUCGCAACUACCAAGGCUCUUAGAACGCGUCAUCCCUCCAGAACAGACAUUUGAUACCUCCAAUGGAUACUGUGGAAUGUUCAAAUUCCGCUUCUGGCAGUGGGGCAAAUGGGUUGAAGUUCGAGUCGACGAUCGAUUGCCAACACGAGGCGAUCGACCGGCCCACAUGCACUGUGCUCAACCGGACAUCUUCUGGGCAGCACUGCUGGAGAAAGCAUAUGCCAAAUUGUAUGGAGGAUAUGCGUUCCUCAAGUUCGGAACAGUGGGACGUGCCUUGCAGGACCUUACCGGAGCCGUUGUUCAGAGUGUUCCGCCUAGUGGACCCCUGUUGGGUGGAGCCGUGCCAAGAUCAACCCUAUUAGUAGCGAUUAGUGGAGUGGAGAAAGAAACCAAAAGAAGGCGAUCUGGACUGCUGUCGGAGCAUCCCUACAGUGUAACAGGUUUAGCAAGGGUACGUGCCAAUUCUUCCGAUUCAUCGCAAAUCAGCGGACAAUCGGGGGAUACCAGUCUAAUACGACUGCGUAGUCCUUGGAUCGGUGGAGAAUGGGGAGGAGUCUGGUGCGGUGCCUGGUCGGAGCGUAGCUGGGAAUGGAAUGCGCUAAACGAACGAGAUCGAGAACUGCUGUCGUCAAGAUCGUCGAACGAUUGUGAAUUUUGGAUGUCUGUUAGUGAGUUUCUGUCAAGGUUCGUGGUUAUCUGGUUAGCUCACAUCGGACCGGACGAUUGGGCGUUGGAACCGGGUUUGCACACACGGACACCGUGGAGAGCAGCUCUGGCGGUUCGUCAGUGGCGAGCUGGAUUCAAUGCAGGAGGUCCUCACAAGUUUAUCGAAACAACAGCAACAAAUCCACAGUUUAGAAUACGGGUACCAGCUGGCCAUCCAGCCAAAGCUCACGUCGUCGUUGCAGUAUCCCAAAAGUAUGAAUGCUACAGGAGUAGAAACUACGAAGAUGAGGAAAUAGGAUUCACGAUCUAUGAGGUUCCACCCGGAAUGCAACGUGUGACUCCUCAGUAUGUCAGCGAGCAAAUGCCUUUGGAUUUCGCUCCUUUGUCGAACUUACGAGAGAUUGCAACGUUCUUCGCGCUACCGGCUGGAGAUUUCGUGGUAAUGCCACACUCUCAACAGCACAGAGAAGGUAGAUUCCUGUUGCGAAUAUUUGCCGAUCAACAUACUGACGUGUGGGAAGUCAACGAAGAAAACCUAGUGAUUCACAACAUUGCAGCAGAGUUUUGCGACGAACGGACGAUUGACGCGAGAAUCUUAUACAAGCUACGCUCGAGAUAUCCUCACGAAAUAGAAUCCACCCAGUUACAAGCCAUUCUCAAAGCACACGGAGGAAACAAUCGAGGAUUUCGGGGCCUUGGAGGAAUCAACUGCGGACCUUCGUUGGAGCUUUGCCGAGGAAUGCUGGCACUCCGAGAUCCUGCCCUUGGCGGUCGGCUAUCGAUUGAACACGUCCCAGCUUUGAUAGGGCUGAUGCGAUUCUGGAAGGCAGCCUUCCGUCGAUGUGGACCAUCAUCUUCUGGAACGGCUACCCUCAGCCGAGGUAUAUGGGCGUCCAAGGUGUCUUCGUACUGUCUGCGAGGUCUACUGUGGGCAGGAGGGGCCACCGCUAGCAAUAAAGUUCUGGAAGCAUUAGUCAGUAGGUUCAGCCGGAAUCGACAAAUCACACUUGAAGGAUACUUGUUAUCGAUGGCAAGACUACACUUAGCUCAUGAACGAUACCACAGCUUGGAUGCCAAAGCAAAAGCUAGCCCACUGUCAUUGGAAGAGAUGAUCCUGAUGACGAUUUAUUCAUGACGUGGCAGAAUAUCAGACAUAAUAUAUAGCACAAUCAAAAAACAUAUUAAGAGAACCAAAGACGGCGACCUAACUGUUGGCAAACUGGCAUCUAGCUGACUAAAAAGCAAUGCAAUACUUACUGCGUUUAAAACUUUUACUAUUGUUAGGAAACUCUUUUUAAAAAUUUCAAACUUUGAAAUCUACCGAUCCAUACUAGUGAUAUAUACCUAACUGAAGAGAUAUAAACAUAUAGAGAGGUGAAAUUUGGUUUCUGACGCAAGUAACGAAAAACAAAAGUAUUAUCAAAAUAAAUUUCCGUUAAAAGCUAAAAUAAUUUAUGAUUGCUUAGAAACUAAGGCUGCAGCAGAAAUGGAUAACACUUAUUUUUCUAGCAUAAUUAUAUACUUUAGCGAAGAAAUUGUUGUUAUUGGAUAAACGUUAUUUACUAAUUAAUCAAUGAA
Aedes aegypti (yellow fever mosquito) is the source of this 4968-nucleotide messenger RNA. Its product is annotated as calpain-11. The transcript is spliced from 12 exons. Gene Ontology annotation, biological process: proteolysis. The record is from RefSeq and is a predicted model, not a curated record. The coding region runs from base 2213 to 4525 and encodes 770 amino acids. Gene Ontology annotation, cellular component: cytoplasm. Gene Ontology annotation, molecular function: calcium-dependent cysteine-type endopeptidase activity. Lineage: Eukaryota; Metazoa; Arthropoda; Insecta; Diptera; Culicidae.